Messenger RNA from Adelges cooleyi (spruce gall adelgid), 1789 nucleotides. RefSeq names its product hatching enzyme-like. The coding region runs from base 230 to 1264 and encodes 344 amino acids. Gene Ontology annotation, cellular component: extracellular matrix. The record is from RefSeq and is a predicted model, not a curated record. The transcript has 10 exons. Gene Ontology annotation, molecular function: metalloendopeptidase activity; zinc ion binding. Gene Ontology annotation, biological process: collagen catabolic process; extracellular matrix organization; proteolysis. Lineage: Eukaryota; Metazoa; Arthropoda; Insecta; Hemiptera; Adelgidae.
UGGAUUAUGCGCAAAAAUUAAGCAGUGAGCUCCAACGCAUUUUUAUAUUAUAUAUAUUACAUUUACAUUAUAUUUUUUUACCAAGUUCUGCUGAGAAGUUCAAGUAACUAUAUAAAAACUAAUCGAUUAUAAAGUAAAAAUAAUAGUAUAAAUUUACUUUAUUUAAAUUACAAUAAUUACACAAUACUACUUAUAAGAACCGUGUUGAGUGUUCUUAAUAUUGAUUACAAUGUGUGCCAAUAAAAACUGUGUACUGAUAUUGAGCAGCGCAUUGUUACUCUUCAACGGACUAGGACACGCUGCCGUCGAAAUAAAAAACUCCACUCAAGCAAUAAAAUAUCUAACUCAGUUCGGUUAUUAUAGUCCAAUAACAUUGGAUCCAAAUAGUAUCCACUUGUUGGAAAAAGAAUCGUUGAGAAACGCCUUGUUGGAUUUUCAAUCGUUUGCUGGCAUAAGUGAAACUGGUGUAUUGGAUCAAGAAACACUUGAGCUAAUGAAUACCCCUAGAUGUGGAUGUCUGGACCGAUUCUAUAGAACCAGACCGAAGAGAUACGGACAUUUGUUAGAAACUUGGAGAGUAGACAACUUGACGUACAAAAUAUCAAAGUAUCCUUCCAAGCAAUUAAGCAAAGAACAAACAGAUUUGGAAUUCCGGAAAGCCUUUGACGUAUGGUCCGAAGUCAUGCCAAUAGUUUUUCACGAAAGAGACGCUGGCCUGGUCCGAAUUGAAAUAUUAUUUGCAAAUGGCGAACACGGUGAUUUCAUACCAUUCGAUGGGCCAUCAGGAGUUAUUGUACAUAAUCUAUCGCCCAGUCGUGGUUCAGUUCAUUUUGACGAUGCGGAAAUUUGGACCGUUGGUAUUAGAAAAGGAAUCAACUUAUUCCAAGUAGCACUUCAUGUAAUUGGUCACGUGCUAGGCCUCGACCAUUCUUUGGACGCCAAUGCGGUGAUGAGACCGUUUUACAAAUCUUACAAUCCAAACGUUGAGCUUCAUAACGACGACAUUCUGGGAGUACAGGAAAUGUACGGACCGAGGGUCGAGUUAGAAGACAACGACGACGACGACGAUCGAAUUUCAAUACUAACGGUGCGAACAGUGUAUACUUAUGCUCGAAUCCUAGAAUCGACACUAUAUUCAAUUCGCUAUCAAACGAAACGUUCGUGUUCAAAGGUAACUACUAUUGGAGUUUAUCGCCAAAACGAAUCCUACACGGUCACCCGAAGUUCGUCAAUCAGACCUGGCCGGGUCUGCCCAAGUCAAUAGACGCUGCGUUCACACACAAAGGCAACGGCAAUACAUAUUUCUUCAAGGAUUCGCAUUACUGGAAAUACAGCGGCACGGCCAUGCUCGACGGUUACCCGAAGUUGAUCAAGAACGGAUUUGCCGGUAUACCGAACGAUAUCGAUGCGGCUCUGCCGUGGGAAAACAAUGAACAUUUAAUAUACUUCUUCAAAGGACCGGAUUAUUGGAUUUACAAUGUGUCGGCAACACCGCCCGUGUCGUACCCAAAACGCAUUGAUCAGUUGUUGGGUGUUCUCGGCGAUCUGGAUGCCACUCUAGCGCAUACGAACCAACGUAUAUAUGUCUUUAAAGGCCAUGAUUUUUACCAAUUCAGCGACUUUUCAUUUGGUUCCUUUAACGAAAGUCCACCAACGCCCAAAAAAAUCGCAAAUUAUUGGUUUGGAUGUGGACCAAAAGAUGCAAAUAACGAUUAUUGAAAACAAUAUAUAUAAAUAUAUAUUAUUCUUAAAAAAAUAUAUUGUUUAAACACAUUUAAAUUUUAAAAGA